Poecilia latipinna (sailfin molly) is the source of this 1530-nucleotide messenger RNA. RefSeq names its product calcium-binding protein 2-like. Gene Ontology annotation, cellular component: cytoplasm. Lineage: Eukaryota; Metazoa; Chordata; Actinopteri; Cyprinodontiformes; Poeciliidae. The transcript is spliced from 7 exons. The record is from RefSeq and is a predicted model, not a curated record. Bases 417 to 1229 code for a protein of 270 amino acids. Gene Ontology annotation, molecular function: calcium ion binding; calcium channel regulator activity.
CAGAGCCAAGACAACAGAUGAUAAUAAAACCUCCUCACCUGAGCUCAUCACAAGACAGAAAUGGACAGAAGCAUCAGGAAAACAGGCAGAGGAAACACAAGGAGCAGAAAAGCAGAAGAAAGGAAGAACUGAGCUCUGAUUCUACUCUGGUUUCAUUUUAUGAUUCAGUUUUUUUUUGUUUGUUUUUUUUUUGUACCUCAAAAGUAGAGAAUGUUGGAACAUUUUCUUAAAGCACAAUCUGACAAGUUCACUUUUAUUUAGCAGAGUUUGGGAGGAUUUUUAUUUUCAAGAAGCAAGCUGACAUAAAAACCAAGCCGCCGUGGUGCAGAGCAGAGAAGUGAAGGGAAGAGAGAGGGCGAGGGAGGGGGAGGAAGGAGAGAGCGUGGUGUCUGCGCGUCUGCGCCUGUCACAGCGAGAUGUUCAUGCUCAUUCGAGAGCCGUCCGCCGGAGGAGGCGGUGGAUCAAUGAGCGCACCGCAGGAGAGGAGCGCAAAGCAGGUUCAGGCCGCGAUCAAGAGGAAGAUGGAGAGGCAGAAGAGGCGAAGCAUCGAGCAGGGCAUGCUCAUCGCUGAGGGUCAGGGCGCCACCCAUGUGCCUCUGCAGCGUCAGAGAUCCAGACAGGCGCCCCAGACAAUGGCGGCAGAGGCGGCCGAGGACAGCGAGGCGCUGGAGGAGCAGCUGGAGGAGAUGCUGGAGGGACCUCGCAGGACCAGCGAGGAGAAAGAGGUUGAGGAAGACUCUGCUGACCUGCUGCCCAUCGUGAACUCAGUGUUCGGACAGGACAGAGAGCUGAGACCAGAGGAGCUUGAAGAGCUCCGCAUGGCGUUUGUGGAGUUUGACAAGAACAAGAAAGGCUACAUCAGUCACAGAGACCUGGGGGAGUGCAUGAGGACGAUGGGAUACAUGCCCACCGAGAUGGAGCUCAUCGAACUGAGCCAGCAGAUCAGUGGAGGCAAGAUUGACUUUGAGGACUUUGUGGAGCUGAUGGGACCGAAGCUGCUGGCAGAGACAGCGGACAUGAUCGGAGUCAAAGAGCUACGAGACGCAUUCAAAGAGUUUGACUCCGACGGCGACGGUCAGAUCAGUUUGACGGAGCUGCGUGAAGCCAUGAAGAAGCUGAUGGGCGAACAAGUGACCAACAGAGAGAUCAGUGAGAUCCUAAAGGAUGUCGACCUCAACGGAGACGGCCAGGUGGACUUUGAGGAGUUUGUGCGGAUGAUGUCUCGCUGAGCAGCCCAGCUGCCCCACGCAGGAAAAGGAAACACAGUACUGCAGUGAACUUUAUUUUUAUUGUGAUAAAUAUAUAUAUUUUUAUAUUAAAUAGUGAAACAGGAAGAGAUAUAACAAAGGCGAAUGAAAGAAUAUGAAAAGCAGUGCAAUACAUAUCAGUUUCACAGAAGAAAAACAAUUAUGAUUUCCUGUUUUUUAACAUAUUUUUAUAUGUGAGUGGUUGGUUUUUGAGUGUAAUGUUUGUAAAAAUGUAAAAAAAUGCAGAUUUUAAUAAUGAAUAAAAAUGGACAAAGAGAAGCCA